UCCACAGCUCAAACAUUUGAAAAGUGGAGUUGAACAAGACAGCAAAAUGGCAACUGUAGCAGCUGAAAUAAAGGAUUAUGACACAGAAUAUGAAGCUUUCAGUCAAAAGCUCGCCCUCAACAAGAAGUCAUUUCAGAAGAUUAUGUCAUCUUCGACAUGUGAAAUCAGCACAAUUUGCCAGAAUGAGUAUGAUCUACUCUUAAAAACAAAAGGAGAAAUUCAGGAAUUACAAGAGAAAAUCAAUGGAAUCCAGCUUGAAAUUAAAGCUGUUUAUGGUGACAAGGACAGAGCAGGUCGAGAAUUUCAGCAUCUGAGACAAGAACUGGAGCAGAUUAACAUGGAUAUAGAUGAAAAGAUUCAUGAAAAGGAGACUGUAGAUAAGAAGCUGGCAGAAGCAAAGUGCCGACUAAAGGAAAAAGAACUACAAGUGGAAGACACUGAACGAAAAAAUCAGGAACAAACAAGUAAUGUAGAAAAAGGUGCACAGCUAUUCAGAAAACAUCUUGGGCUUGACAUACAACGUACAAAUCACAGUACUUUAGUCUUCACUUUUACCAAGAUAAGUCGGUCUGAGCCUGAAAAGGAAUACUUUCUUGAAUUGACUUUGGAUGGAGACAACUAUCGUCUGAUUUCCUCUGUGCCUCCAUUGCACAACUUAAAACAGUUGGAGGAUAAGCUAAAUGCAACCAAUGACUUUUCCGGUUGCAUUGCUUACAUUCGGAAGCUUUUCCAGAAGUUUGAAGCAUAAGAUCAAGAGCCACAGCUUUAAAAAUUUUUGAAUUUUUUUCACUAUAUGAUUUGUAUUUUCAUGUAUUUUAGUGCGUAGCAGAGUAAAUUUUUACACACCUA
Penaeus vannamei (Pacific white shrimp) is the source of this 849-nucleotide messenger RNA. Its product is annotated as kinetochore protein Spc25. Lineage: Eukaryota; Metazoa; Arthropoda; Malacostraca; Decapoda; Penaeidae. Gene Ontology annotation, biological process: chromosome segregation. Gene Ontology annotation, cellular component: Ndc80 complex. The record is from RefSeq and is a predicted model, not a curated record.